Messenger RNA from Prunus persica (peach), 3813 nucleotides. Its product is annotated as protein SUPPRESSOR OF npr1-1, CONSTITUTIVE 1. Gene Ontology annotation, biological process: defense response; signal transduction. The transcript is spliced from 6 exons. Gene Ontology annotation, molecular function: ADP binding. The coding region runs from base 138 to 3668 and encodes 1176 amino acids. NCBI's taxonomy places the organism in Eukaryota, Viridiplantae, Streptophyta, Magnoliopsida, Rosales, Rosaceae. The record is from RefSeq and is a predicted model, not a curated record.
GGAUGGAUGAUCCUUAAUUUCAUUUGGUCAUUCACAAGCUGCUUGUUUAUACAAUCCAGGAAGGAAGUAGGAACUCAAAACUUGAUAGAAGAUUUAAUUUCCACUCAGACAGUUCGCUUGUUCACAACACCUCAUCCAUGGCACUUGUGAGAGCAGCUCAGCAAACCCCCUCUUCUAAAGCUUUUCGAUGUUGUCGUUAUCACGUGUUCCUGAGUUUCAGAGGCCAAGACACUCGCAAGACUUUCACUGACCACCUAUACACGGCUCUUGUCAACGCCGGAUUUCGCACUUUCCGAGAUGACGAUGAAGUCGAGAGAGGAGAAGGUAUCAAGCCCGAACUGCAGAAAGCAAUCAAACACUCUAGAACUUCUGUUAUUGUGUUCUCGAAAAACUAUGCGUCGUCCAGAUGGUGCCUUGACGAGCUCGUCAUGAUCCUUGAACACAAGAGGAUCUCAGCUGACCAUGUCAUUUUACCUGUCUUCUACGACGUGGAUCCAUCCGAUGUGCGGAAGCAGACAGGAAGUCUUGCAAAGGCAUUUGCUAGACACCAAAAAACCCAACCAUCGAACAAAGAGAAGGAAUGGAGGGAGGCACUUGCAGAGGUUGCAGAUCUGGCAGGGAUGGUCUUACAAAAUCAAGGAUACGAGUCAAAGUUUAUCAACAAGAUUGUUCAAGUGAUAGGAGAAAAACUAAGGCGUAGACCCCUAAAUGUUCCCCACAUCAUGAUCGGAAUGCAUUCUCGAGUCCACGAACUGAAUUUAUGGUUACAAGAUGGAUCAGAUGAUGUCGGCAUACUUGUAAUUUAUGGCAUGAGUGGAAUAGGGAAGACAACCAUUGCAAAGUCUGUUUAUAAUACAAACUUUGAAAGAUUUGGAGGAAGCAGCUUCAUCGAAAACAUUAGAGAAAUUUCACAGCAACCUAAUGGCCUAGUUCAAAUACAAAAACAACUUCUUUAUGAUAUUUUGAUUGGGAGAAAAGUAAAAAUACAGAGUGUUAGUGAGGGAAUGACUGAGAUACAAGAUGCGAUAAGCUCUAAAAGGGUUUUUCUUGUUCUCGACGAUGUGGAUCAUAUUAGCCAAUUAGAUGUGGUGCUUGGAAUGAAAGAUCAGUUUUAUCCAGGAAGUAAAAUCAUCAUAACAACUAGGCGUGCAGGAUUGUUAAAGGCUCAUCAAGUUACUAAGGUGCAUGCAGUUCAAACUUUGGAUAACAAAGAAUCAUUGGAGCUCUUCAGUUGGCACGCUUUUGGCCGAGACCAUCCCAUUGAAGAUUACAUAGAAUAUUCAAAGAAGCUAGUCGAUCAUUGCGGAGGACUUCCAUUAGCCCUUCAAGUUUUAGGUUCUUCGUUGUUGGGGGAAAGUAUAGGUGUAUGGAAAAGUGCAUUGGAGAAAUUAAAAGCCAUUCCAAAUGGUGAAAUAGUAAAUAAGCUAAGAGUAAGUUACGAUUCUUUGCAAGAUGACCAUGACCGAAAAUUAUUCCUUCACAUUGCUUGUUUCUUUAUCGGAAAGGACAAAGAUUGCAUUGUUAAAAUACUAGAUGGAUGUGAUUUCUAUACAAUUGUUGGCAUUCAAAAUCUCAUCGAUAGAUGUUUGGUGACAAUUGAUGAAUUUGACAAGGUGCAUAUGCAUGAUCUAAUUUGUGGAAUGGGAAGAGAAGUUGUUCACCAAGAAUCGGAGGAGCCUUGGAAACGUAGUAGAAUAUGGCAUCAUAAGGAUUCCUUCAAAAUCCUGUUGGAAAAUAAUGGUACGAGAACAAUUGAAGGUCUUGUCUUUGAUAUGCAUAUGCUUCCUACGAACAUUCUCAUUUACUCAAAUGAGAUAGUCUUGGAAACCAAUGCAUUUGCAAAGAUGUGGGAACUAAAACUACUCCAUCUUGGUCAUGUACAAUUUAACGGAUCUUAUGCAGAAUUUUGCACAGGAUUAAGAUGGUUGUGUUGGACUAAGUUUCCUUUGGAUUCUAUACCCACCGAGUUUUCUUUGAGGAGCCUGGUUGUUCUUGAAAUGCGAUAUAGCAGCUUGAGGCAAGUUUGCAAAGGAACAAAAUGUCUUCCAUCAUUGAAGAUUCUUGAUCUCAGCCAUUCUCAUUCCCUUACAGAAACCACUGACUUCUCAUUCUGCCCAAAUCUAGAGAAACUUAUUCUUGUAAACUGUGUGAGCCUGAUUUAUGGAUCCAUUGGAAACCUUGAGAGACUUGUUUACCUGAAUAUGAAGGAUUGCAAAAAUCUUAAGAUGCUUCCAGAGGACAUAUGUAUGCUAAAAUUACUUGAAACACUUAUUAUAUCUGGUUGCACAAGUCUUAAUGAGUUAUCACUUGAGAUGUUGAGGAACAUUGAAUCUCUGAAAGUGCUUGAGACAGAUGAAAUUCCAUUAGGUGAACUAAGGCCUGGAAGAAGUUCAUGUAUCUUGAGUUCUUUAUCAUGCUCUUUAGUAGAUUUAAGUCUUCGGGGGUGCAAUCUUUCGAAUGAUGCCUUUCCAAGGGAAUUUAGUAAUCUAUCCUCAUUGCGAAGACUAAAUAUAGGGGACAAUCCAAUUUGUAGCCUGCCCAAUUGUAUCAAAGGUUUAACUAGGCUCAAGAAACUCUCUUUUUCGCAAUGUCAGAGUCUGAAAUUGCUUGAGGAGUUACCAAAAGUGGGCACUUUGGAAGUAGUAGGUUGUGUAUCAUUGGAAAAAAUAACAUAUCAAAGCUUUUGGUCCCGCAGACAUACCGUAUUGUGGAACAAUCCCAACCUAGUUGAGAGAGAGUAUACGUACAAGCUAGAACCCAUUGGAAGUGUUGAUGCAGAAAUGAUCAACCUUUUGGGCUUGUCAAACUUGGAAUCCAUGGCACCCAUUCGGAUGCGCAAACGAAUGUGGAUGUCCGAAAAGGAUGAUUGGAAUCCCGUCCAGGGGCUAUAUGAAAAAGGUAUAUUCAGCACAUUUUUUGCUGGGAAUGAGGUUCCAGGGCAGUUCAGCCAUAAAAGUACAAAGUCCCCGAUAUCUUUUACCGUGCCAUUACUUGACAAUCACAGAAUUCAAGGCUUGAAGGUCUUCAUUGUCUAUACAAAAUUGUAUGCUCAUUCUUCUGGUAGAGCUUUACCCGGGCCAAUAAUUACUAGAGUAAAAAAUAAGAGCAAGGGUCUGAAGUGGAUCUAUUGCCCACGAUGCUACGGUAUUCCAGGUGAAGGAGAAGACAUGAUAUGGUUAAGCCUCUGGAAGUUGGAGCAGGAGGUUCACUUAGAUGGUAGCGAUGAAGUGGUUGUUUCAGUAAUUAUGCAACCUUGGCUUCAGGUCAAGGAGUUUGGCAUCCAGCUUGUGCAGCACCUGCAAGAAGGGAAUACUAAUAUGAUGACUGUUUCCACAGAUUCUUCUUAUUAUCCAUCUGUCAAGAGUGGAGAUUCUUCUUAUCAGCCAGGAGUAUACUUGCUUUUCCGCAGAAGUAAACCAAUACAAGAUCCCAUUUGGUUUAACAAGAUCCUUGAGGACUCUGAUGAUGAAGAUACGACGGUCAAAGAAGAAGAGCAACAUUAUGAUCAGACAAUUGCAGUCACGACAGGGAGCAAUGAAUCCGGCGGCCUCCGUGGCUGGAAGGGGAAGGUGCUCAUCUCCGCAGCUUGCUUCUUUCUCACGCUUUCUCUCAUCGCCCGGUCUUCUCUCCCACACAAAAAAAAGCGACAGUCAACAAGCCGUGGAUAAACUUUGUACCCGAACUGCAUACAGUUGUUUCUUGCAUAUAUCCAAUGUUUUCCUUCCUAAGACCUAUUUCAUUUCGUAGCAUCAAAUGCAUCGAUCUUCUUCGAAUAUGUAUCACGCAAUGCAAUGUUCUCUUUUGAUUCUUUGA